GUGUCAUUGUGUGAGCCCCAGAUGCAGAGACAGGUGGGCACAACCUUAACUUCAACGAGAGGCCAAGGUAUGUACCUAAAAGAUGCCAGUUCAUGAAUUAGUGGGCAUCUUUCUUUCCUUAAUUUGAUAAAGGAUCAUUCUGAGAUAAAAGUGAGACAAAACAUGAUCUUAUCCAAUUUUGUCAAAGAUUCUACUGGUAGUACCACUGCUAUAUAUACACAUAUUUGCAGAGAUAGAAACAAAGAGAGAGAGACAUUGAUACACAUAAAACAACUUACAGUGGGGAUUGGAUGAGGUCUACAAGCUCUUUGAAUGGAUUACAAAGCCUUUUUCCUGAUUUUCUUCCUGUAUGUAUCUGCUGCUGCUGCUUCUGCUUCACUACUUGGGAAGAACUGGCCUUCAGAAACUUGAUCAAAAAGAUCCUAGUAUACAUGAACAGCACCCCACCAAUACUGUUAUUGAUGGUAGUCACAGAAGAGACAUAAUACACGGAAGCAAAUUCGCUCAUGGCGCUGGCAGAGGAGCUGGACAUGGUGCCAGAACAACCGGCGGAGGAGCUGGACAUGGUGCCGGGACAACCAGCCCCGACGAGAGUGGGAAUAACGGUGGGCACAGAUCACCUAAUGUUCAAGGAGGAGCAGUUAUCCCCCUUAUUGGUGGUAAUAGCAAACACCACCGUGGUGCUGGCAACUGCAUCCAGAACUGCCCAGGACUUCCCAUCUUGAUUAUCACAACCUUCGUCUCUCUUAAAGUACAUUUACAUAUAGCAUAUGGAUGCCAGAUAUAGGUCAGACUAUUUAGAUUUAUUGUUUGCUACUAUGACAUGUAAAACCUAUAUUUCUGUUUGAUU
Messenger RNA from Tripterygium wilfordii, 850 nucleotides. RefSeq lists its product as uncharacterized. The transcript is spliced from 2 exons. The record is from RefSeq and is a predicted model, not a curated record. The coding region runs from base 350 to 787 and encodes 145 amino acids. Lineage: Eukaryota; Viridiplantae; Streptophyta; Magnoliopsida; Celastrales; Celastraceae.